CCCCCUCUCCUUCCCCUCGCUCUGUGUGUGUGCCCAUUCCCCACUCCUCCCGCCGGCCACCCCCAAAAGAAUCGGAAAUUACAACCCGGUCCACGGGUCGGAUCCCCAUCCCCACCCAAACCAAAUCUAACCUCCUCCUCCUCGAGCUCGCUCGUCGGCCAGCGAUGGGGAUCUCGAGCAUGCCGGAGCCGCGGGACAGCCUGCUGUGGUACCUGGUGGUCAACACGGUGAUCUCGAUCACGGCGCUGGCGGGGCUGGUGCGCAAGGCGCUGGUGUUCCUGGACCUCCAGGACGACGACGCCGGGGACCGCCUCGUGGCGUCAGCGCCCGGCCUGGGCCUGGCGGACCGGUUCCUGAGGGCGUUCCGGCCGGCGCUGUACGGGGUGCUGGUGUCGACGUCGACGACGUGCAGCGCGGCGGAGGCGGACGGCGACGACUGCAGCGUGUGCCUGUCCGGUUUCGUGGCCAAGGCCGUGGUGAACCGCCUCCCCUGCGGCCACCUCUUCCACCGCGCCUGCCUCGAGACCUGGCUCCGGUACGAGCGCGCCACGUGCCCGCUCUGCCGCGCCAACGUGCCCCUCCCGCCCGAAGAGACGCCCGUGCUCCGCUACCCGGAGCUCGAGUGAUCCGGUCCCCCUCCUCCGGCGAGCGGUGACCCCCCGCCGGGCGGGGCUCGGGGUCGGGCUCGGCCGUCGCGCGCCUCGGCUGUGUGCUGCAAGCUCCGUGUGGCCUUCCGUGUGUGUGCGCGUAGCAAAAAACAAAGUAUAGGAGCAGUAGUAGUAGAGUUGCUGUUGCUUUCCCCCCCUUUCCCUUUCCCUUCUCGUUUUGUGUUUUUUUUUUCCUUGUUUUUCUUCUUUUCCCCAUUUCUCUUCUUGUUGUUUCCGUGCUGUCGCUGUAGCGUGUAAAUACUGCAGUUCGCACUUCGCAGCAGAGAGUAGAGUGCUCCCGUGGCUGUGCUCAUGGUGUAGCACUUUUUACGAGCUCAGCUCGUGUACAUUGCAAUGCAUGCUUCAAUUCAACUCCCCAACUGGCAAAA
Molecule: messenger RNA, 1036 nt
Organism: Sorghum bicolor (sorghum)
Lineage: Eukaryota; Viridiplantae; Streptophyta; Magnoliopsida; Poales; Poaceae
Product: probable E3 ubiquitin-protein ligase XERICO
Exons: 1
Coding region: 165-626 (153 amino acids)
Molecular function (GO): zinc ion binding
Source: RefSeq, a predicted model, not a curated record